Rotaria sp. Silwood2 is the source of this 4611-nucleotide messenger RNA. NCBI's taxonomy places the organism in Eukaryota, Metazoa, Rotifera, Eurotatoria, Philodinida, Philodinidae. The record is from the annotation of a GenBank genome assembly.
AUGAUGAAUUUAUUAACGAGACAAAGUUAUCUCUUUCAAUUCGAAAAUGCUAAUAGUUCGGUUAAUUUGUCUUAUUAUGGUGUUGUUUGUGAUAUAGCACCAGGCGAUUAUAUCAUUAUUCAUCAUAAUGUUGAUUAUAUGCCUGAUCGUGUCUAUACACUUUCAGUAUUUACAGUAACUGCUAUGUCAACUACACCACUUUCAGCUUCAAGCAACAAUGGUGAUUGGCAUUAUGAUAACACUACACAUAUAUUUUCCUAUAUCGUAAAAAAUCCAUCUUCAAAUACGGCUUCAAUGGAUGUAUCAGCUAAUUUGAAUGUCAUCAAAUGUCGAUAUCCAAAUUGUCAACCACCAAUACAACCAGGUCUUGCAUUGCCAGUAACAGCUCGACCAGCCAAUGCUCUAUAUUGGUCGAAUGAUUCACAUUGGAGCUUUGCUUCAGCAGGAGGUGUGAAACCUGGUGAUAAUACAGAUAUAUAUAUUCCUUAUGGCGUCUGGCUUGUUGUUGAUUACUCAUUACCUUGUAUUCUUUCAUUACGUAUUGAUGGUGUCCUUGAAUUUGAACAAGGUAUGAAUAACACUCUUUAUGUUGAUAGUAUUCUUAUCAAUGGUGGUCAAUUAAUUGUCGGUUGGCCAAAUAAUCCCCUCCGAUCAUAUGUUGAUAUAAUUAUAACUGGCUCAUCAUCAGUCAAUGUUCUAUUACCUAAUAGUGCUGGUACAAUUGGACCUCGAGUAAAUAGUGUAUUAGGUGGUCUAGAUUUACAUGGUAUUCCACAUAAUGUCUCGUGGACUCGACUUGCAAUAACAGCAUCAGCAGGUCAAACUUCUAUUACAUUAAUGGAACCAGUCGAUUGGGUUAUUGGUGAUGAAGUUAUUUUAACAACAACAGCUACACGAAUAGGACAUGUAGAACGACAUACUAUUGUAGGUAUAAGUGGAAGUCGUACAGUAAUAACAUUAGCUCGUGCUCUCACUUAUGACCAUAUUGUUAUCGAUCAUGUAUUUCCUAAUGGUGAAGUCUAUCAUGUUGCUGGUGCUGUUGGUCUUUUAACAAGAAAUAUACGCGUUAUUAAUCGUAGUCCAGCAUCGGAAUUAUUUGGCUUUCGUAUUAUUGUUACCGAUUAUGCAACAAAUAUUUGGGAUCCACUUGGAGCAGCCUAUUUAUAUACAUAUUAUAAAGGUUACGCACGAUUAUCUGAUGCUCAAUUUAUUGGUUUUGGUCAAUUUGUUGAUGCUCCUAAUGAAGACAAACGUGAAGGUAUUCAUUUAUAUAAUCUUGGUGAUUGGAAUGCAUCACGACCAACUUAUAUUGAUUCAUGUUCAUUUAAUACGGGAUAUUAUUCAGCUAUUGAUGUAUGGGAUACAAAUGGUGUACCUAUAACAAGAAAUGUUAUAUAUAACACUUAUGAAUCAGCUCUUGUUGUUACAGGACAGAAUAAUAUUGUAAACAAUAAUCUUGUUUCAACUAUCUAUUGGUCUAGUGAAGCUCAACCACAAUAUGCUCAAUUCAAUGCUAAUAAUGAUGGUCCUGUUAUGCCAAAAGACGCUACUAGUGUCGUUAUGAGGAACAACUUAGUAGCUGGUGUUCAACGUCAAGCUUAUCGUAUUCAAGGAAAUUCAUGUCCAGGAACUGUUUUACCAGCUGGUAUAAACAAUGAUUAUGACAAUAAUGAAGCACAUUCAGUUAUGGCAUGUGUUAAUAUGUGGCCUCUUGAUACCAGCUUUCCAUAUGAUACUACUCUAACACAUGAAUUCAGUAAUAAUUCAAUAAUUAUUCGUAAUUCAUUAGUUAUUGGUGCCAUAACACCAAACGAUUGUAAUGAUGUACCCGAUAUGACUACACUUAGUGAAUUCUAUUCUUCGAGAGCCAUUCCUCUUGUAUCUGCAACAGCACACUCAGAAAAUCUGGCUGGUCGAGCAGGCAUAACAUUCCCAUACUUUUCAGGCAAUAACUUAAUACCAGCUCAUCCAUAUACAAGUAUUGCUGUCUAUCCCAACAUUGAUGGUUUAAUGUCAAUAACAAAUGUAACACUUGCCUUUUAUAAUGAUAUAUGCUCACGUCGUGAUAUAGCUAUUCAAGUAUCACAAAAUAAUGAUGAUGGUCAACAUCCAAUAGUAACAGAUCAUAUGUCAGUUUAUAAUACAUCGUAUUCAAGUGUAAUUUUUAAUGGACGACCAAAUUUAGAUCGUGUUAAUCCAAGUGAUUGUGUUGAUAUGGAUUGUGAUGGUUUGAAAAAGGCUUUACUUACUGACACUGAUGGUACUUUAUUUGGUCAACCAUCAAGUGUUUUUUCACAAGUUGAAUAUCUUUGGGGUGAUCAAGCUCAUGGUGUUGAUGAUUAUCGUAUUCCAUCAGUUGCAUUAGCUAGUAUGAAUGGUACAAUGAUAAAUAUUAAUAAUACUUAUCCUUAUCGGGGUACAAGUCGUGCAUUAACAUGUACAUAUCAACCAUUAUAUCAAAUGUAUUUAUGUCGAAAUACAACUGAUUAUUGUAUGUUAAUUAUUGAAAGUAUGGAUCCUGAUACAGAAACACGACGUCUUUCACCUAUUGCUAUUAUGUCUGAUAAUGGUUUUAUUGAUUUAAUUAAUGGUCCACAAGAUCAUGGUUGGUGUAAUGGUUAUACAUGUCAAAAACGAAUAUCAACAUUUAUGGCAAUAGUUGAGGCAAGACAUCAUUAUGAGAUCUAUUUAACAAGUACAACACCAAAUCAUAUACGUUUUCGAUUACUUAAUGCUGAUUCAUUAAUAAGAACAUUAUUGGCACUCUAUUAUAACUCACUACAACAAAUUGAUGUGUAUGCUAAUGGUGUUUAUGUGUCACCAACAAAUCGGAAUCCAAAUUCCUCAUAUUUAAUGUUACUUGAUCAGCCGAGUGGUAUAACAUAUGCAUCACCAGCUGGUUCAAACUUUUUUAAUAGAACAACACAAAUGGCAUCAUUUAUAAUUGAUGGUCUUACUGUUAUUGAUUUGAAGAUAUCGGAAUUAAUUGUAUUAACAUUUGGUUUACCACCCACAACACCUUCGGCAUUCUUUACAACUAAUCUAGUUGGUAAUUUAGCUGCUCUACUUAAUGUUACUCCUGAUAAAAUUCGACAUGUUAGGAUUGUCUCAGCAAAUAAUGAAACACGAAUUCGUCGUCAAGUAACUCUAUUAUCAAGAAUCAAUUUACGCGUUGAAAUACGCAAUGAACCACCAGCAACUUUAUCUGGUACUAAUAAUAAUGCAUCAUCUAACACUAUUUGGAACACUACUGCUGAUAUUAUUAAUCGCUAUCAAUCAGGUCAAUUACAACUAGCAUGGGCAGCUGAUCCAGUUUUAAAUGCUACGGGUCUACUUAGUUUAAGUAUUCAAGAACCCGGAAAUCAAACAACAGUUUCAUUGAGUGUCAUCAAUCGAAUAGUAUUAAUAGUUCCACCAUCAUCAUGCCGUUUACAAAGUGUAUGUGAUAUUCAACCAAUAAUUGUAGCAUUUGAUCCAUCAGGUAAUAUUAUAGACAAAUUAGAUUCAAAUGAUCAACCAUGGCAAGUUGUUGCUUUCGUCGUUGGAUCAUCAAAUGUAAGUGCUAUUGGUGCUAUUGCUAAUUAUUCAAAUGGACAAACUCAAUUUACAACAUUUGGCGUCACAGGAUUGGAUUCUUAUCAAAUUGGAUUUGCUUUUAUUACACCAAAUGGUGUUGACAAUUCAACCUUUCUGAGUAUUAAUUUAACAGCUGAUGCAUCAUCAGUGUCAGUUAGUAGUCCUAUAUUAUCUGUUAUGCAAUAUAUCAAUGUUGAUGUUGUUUCAAUAAAUGAAACAUUUAAUCUUACAACAUUGAUUGUUGAUAAAAUAUCGAAAACUAAAAUUGGAAAUAUUCAGUGGGGUAAUUCUAAUUGGUCAGCAACAGCUUCACUUUAUACUUCGUUACAAUAUCAAAGUAAUGGUUCAUUAUUAGCAACAGCAUCAUCAAGUGUUAUUGUUGAUACAACGAAAAGCACAAUAUCGGUUACAAAUCUAGCAAUUAGUGAAAUUGGAAUUAUCGUCGUUCUUGAUACGGUAGGCUCCACUGCUAGUGCAGUCACAGCUCUAUCACGAGCUGCUAAUAUUCUGACAACGACUGGUGUAGGAGCUGUAUCUGGUUUGAGAGUUUCUUCCGUGAAUAUUAAUGGUCAAUUUUAUAGUGUAUCUUCAGCGUCAAAUACUUCAGAUGAAGGAAAUAAUAUAGGAUUAAUUAUUGGUCUUGUUGUGGGUCUUGUUGGUGGUGCUAUUAUUAUUAUUGGUUUAGUUUUUGGCUUUUAUCGCUAUCACAAAAAACACAAAGGUCAACCUCUUUUGAAUGAAAUGGAUGAAGUAACUCCAGUGCCCAUUCAAUCAGAACACAAUUGUCAGAAUACCGUACAGCCAUCAAAAUCAUUAAAUGAUAAAUCUCGUUCAACGCAACCAAAAUCUGUCAAACCUCAAAAUACAUUGAAUUCGACUGCUCAUCGACUUCAUUCACCAUUGCCGGAGCAUAUAAAUGAAAAACGACCUCCAUCAGGGGCACUCAGUGCUACUGGACUUAACGCUACGAUGCCAAAUCAUCAACCAUCCACAAUUGACUCACUACCAGCUGUCGAACUUAUCCGAUUUGAUUAG